This is a messenger RNA of Coregonus sp. 'balchen', 2058 nucleotides long. The record is from the annotation of a GenBank genome assembly. NCBI's taxonomy places the organism in Eukaryota, Metazoa, Chordata, Actinopteri, Salmoniformes, Salmonidae.
UGACACUGUCGUUCAGGACUGAGCUGGCAGUGGAUAAAACCAAGCGGAAGAAGAGGAGAGAGCUGACUGAGGAACAGAAGCAUGAAAUCAAAGAGGCUUUUGAGCUGUUUGACACCGACAAAGACAAAGAGAUAGACUACCACGAACUCAAGGUAAACCUCUACCUACAAUUACCUUAUCAUUACUAGUAUUCUGUUGUCCCCUUUUGCUGUCUAAUAUUUGACUCAUACUCUAAUGCCAUAUCUCUUUCUCAAUUCAAUUAUCUUGCUUUCUCUCUCUCUCUCACUCACAGGUGGCAAUGAGAGCUCUGGGUUUUGAGGUGAAGAAAGUAGAUGUUCUGAAGAUACUAAAAGAUUACGACAGAGAGGGGAACGGCAAAAUAACAUUUGAGGACUUUAAUGAAGUUUGUAUGUUUCCUGCUUUGUUAGCGUGUGUUGUGGCUGCUCAUCCUGUGUGUGUGUGUGUGUGUAUAACCCUGUGUCUGUUUAACUCUGUGCAUGUGUCUCAGUGACAGACCGUAUGCUGGAGCGGGACCCAAAUGAGGAGAUCCUGAAGGCCUUUAAGCUGUUUGAUGAUGACGACUCAGGGAGGAUCAGCCUGAGGAACCUGAGACGUGUGGCUAGAGAGCUAGGAGAGAACAUUACGGAUGAGGAACUACGCAGCAUGAUCGACGAGUUCGAUACAGACGGAGACGGAGAGAGUGAGGACACACACAUGCAUAGAGCAGACACACACACACCUCACACAUUCAAAGCGGGAAUUACCACCAACAAAAAAUGUAAUAGUGACGUUCAACAUUCAAAACAACAUUUUCUCUCUCUUUCUCCCAGUCAACCAGGAGGAUUUUGUAUCCAUAAUGACUGGAGACUCCUGAUUGAAUGGCUGCUGUUCUGGGGGCUUGGCUAGUAGGCUGAGGCUGUAGAUUCACUGUGGGAUGGAUGGGUCCCCCAGGUCACUGAGGAACUGCUAGAGAGGUUACCUUGUCUCCUUUCCUUCAUCUACACUGACCUAACAGAACUGACCAGGGGAAGGAGAGGAGAGGAGGUAAGGAAGCCACUGUAGAGUGCCAAGACUCAAUCUCUCCCAAAUGGUAUUGCUGUCGGUCUUGUUCUUUUCUUUGUUGAAACAUCUUGUCUUUACAAUAUGUCUGGUGCAAAUACAACCUAAUAUUGUGUUUGUUCUUUUCUUUUAGUAGAGUUAUUUCAAAUGCAAAUGGUAUUCAACAUUUUUGAAUAUAUGCACUUGCUGUGCUGUGUAUCCAUACCGUACAGAAAACUGCACAGAUUACAUAACAGGUCAUCUCUCUGAAACAUUCCUUGUAAUCUUCAAUGUUUUCAAUAGUAUUUCUGGAUGGCGGGUCUACAGCAAAUACAAACUGGUUUCAACAAACCCACAUUUUGUAGUUUAAUAGACCAUUUUUAUUUGAUUAUUACUUUGUUUUUUUGUGUUAUUUAUUUUACAUAAUAAACCAAAUUGACUGACUUCUGCUAUUGGAUCAGUAUAUCUGCUAUGGUGUGUAACCUCUUGACAAAAUGGGUGCAGAGUGCAGACCAAGGUUAUUAUAGUUUUUUAUUUCUAUUAAUAUUUUUAUUUGAAGUUUAGUUUCAGUAUUCAGACUUGAUUUACUAGUUUUAUUCAGUUUUAGUUUGAUAAAAACAUUUUAUAUUUAGCUUUUAUAUUAUUUAGUUUUAGUGUUCUAACAAUGUGAUUGGUCAAUAAUCUAACACAUUUAGGGUGUGUUGUAUUGUUUUCAGCUUUUAACACAUUAAUUGCAGGAACUGACACAAUGUGUCUGAGUAAUCAUUACACAUAAAUUGUGUUGUUCAACACCAUAUUUUCUAAAAGUGUAGAGACAGAAAGUAGCCUAUGUGUGGGAAGCUAGGAGCCAUUUAUGUGCCAACCUGCACGCAUUUUGAGGUCAAAGGACGCUGGUAGGAAAAACGACCCUAAAAUAGGCUUCUAGGACAAGGCACAUUUAGGUGGUGGGCUGAAGCCUUAAAACGUGAAGUUGAUCGAUCCCCGUCGAGGGAGGAGCUGAUGUUUUUUUUUGUAUAUGAC